Silurus meridionalis is the source of this 1639-nucleotide messenger RNA. It is a transcript of the gene selenou1a, whose product is annotated as selenoprotein U 1a. The record is from RefSeq and is a predicted model, not a curated record. The transcript is spliced from 7 exons. NCBI's taxonomy places the organism in Eukaryota, Metazoa, Chordata, Actinopteri, Siluriformes, Siluridae.
UUUGGCCUGGCAGCUGCUCCGCUCGAUGUUUCUGGGAUCUACUGGUCCCGGUUGUACACCUGACGUGAGAUUAGACAUUGCGUUAGCGCCAAAAACAGAGAUUUGUUUCCAUGAAGGUUUUUCUAUUCUAAAGGGUGGGUUGCUAAUAUCACUGUGGAUGCUCCCAAUGGCUUUCAAACAAGUACAGCCUGUGGGGUUAGCUUGGGUUCUGAGAAGAAGAACGUGCAUCUCUUGUGCAGAUAAUGUUGUUAAGGAUCGAGUCCAUGCCUGCACUUCGUCUGCUCUGCAGCACCACUGCCAACGACCCGCAAUCGCAAAAAAUAAACUUCAAAUUUUCGCAAAUAAAAUUCACCCACAGUAUCAGACACUAUCAGUUCACACCAACACUGUUUGUUUAUUUUCAACAAAUCGCCAAAUAUGCAUAAAGGACCAGAGCAAUCAGCCCACCAUCUGUAAUCCUAAAGCAGCACUGUCGUUCACCGUGGAGGCGCAGACAGCUGUGGACAUGUGGUCACUCAGCCUUGGAGCUGUGGGUGCUGCCAUUGCUGGUUUAUUUCUAGCUAACACAGAUUUUUUCCUCACCAAGCCCGACUUUGCCACUCUAGAGUACCUGGAGGAUGCUGACCUAAAAACCACUGAAGGAGAUGAAAAGGUUUUGAAAGCUAGAACUCUGUGGGAGACAUCUGGAGCAGUGAUCAUGUCUGUACGACGGCCUGGGUGAUUUUUGUGCAGAGAGGAAGCUGCUGAGCUAUCCUCUCUGAAGCCCCAGCUGGACAAGCUUGGGGUUCCUUUGUAUGCUGUGGUCAAAGAGAGCAUUGGUACAGAGGUUCAUGAUUUUAAACCACACUUUGAUGGAGAUAUCUUUGUGGAUGAGAAGCGAGUGUUCUAUGGGCCCAUGCGGAGGAAAUUGGGUGGUCUUGGCUUCAUUCGUCUGGGGGUUUGGCAGAAUUUCAUCAGGGCCUGGAGGUCAGGUUAUGAGGGAAACAUGAAUGGAGAGGGCUUCAUUUUGGGCGGUGUCUUUGUCAUUGGAUCUGGCAAGCAGGGAGUUCUUCUGGAACAUCGGGAGAAGGAGUUUGGAAACAAAGUGAAUAUUGAAUCUGUCAUGGAGGCAGCUAAGAGAAUAGUAGUUCAGAAGUAGAUUACUUUUUGCUUGCUUAGUCAUUUAGGGAUUAAUUGUAGGUUAAGCAGGUUUUUAAAACAGAACAAAACAGUACUGUCUUGAAAUAUUAAAUAAUUUCAUUUUUGAACUAACUGAUCAAACAUUUAUACAAUCUAAUUAAUUCUACUAAUGUGAAUGCGUCCGAAUUGACACAAAUGAGUCACUGUACAGACAAAAGUACAAAGUGCGUUAGUAAUGGUGUUUACCAGUGCCGUAUUUGCACCAUUCUGGUACAUAGUUCUUGUUGUUUGGGAAGAAAAAGGGGGGGGGAGUUCCCAGUCAGAUUCUGCUUGACGUCUACUAUGUGACUGUGCCAAGGUUUGUGUGUUUUAAUGAUGGUCUGACUCUAAACCCCUCAGUGAAUGAGCAGACUUGAGGCUUAACAUACUUUCCUGCCAUCACAUUUUUAGACAGCCAGCAGGUCUGAAAGUGGAGUGUGCUAUUUAAAAAAAAUAAAACAACAAAAAAAAAAAAAAAAAA